Molecule: messenger RNA, 1308 nt
Organism: Carlito syrichta (Philippine tarsier)
Lineage: Eukaryota; Metazoa; Chordata; Mammalia; Primates; Tarsiidae
Gene: CD177
Product: CD177 molecule
Exons: 9
Coding region: 1-1308 (435 amino acids)
Biological process (GO): positive regulation of neutrophil degranulation; regulation of integrin-mediated signaling pathway; cell-cell junction maintenance
Cellular component (GO): plasma membrane raft; plasma membrane
Source: RefSeq, a predicted model, not a curated record
AUGAGCCCUGCCCCACUGCUGGCCCUCCUGGGGGUCAUUCUCAUGCUGCCAGGAGAGCAGGCCCUGGUCUGCCACUUAGGGACACUUGAGGAGGUUUGGAAUGCAUCCCAGCUACCGGUCCAGUGGACCCCUAAGCAGAUAACCUGUGACAGCGGCCAGGGUUGCCAGGACACGCUGGUGCUGACUGAGAACGGACCCCUCGUGAGCUUGGUGCUCACCAAGGGCUGCACAGAGGCGCGGGACCAAGAGCCCCGGGUCACCCAGCACCAGACAGGCCCUGGCAUCUCCGUGGUCUCCUACACCCACGUGUGCCGCCAGGGGGACUUCUGCAACGACCUCAACGACACCGCCCCGGUCUGGGCCCAGCGUCCCGGGCCCACCCCAGCAGCCCCAGGAAACUUACGGUGUCCAGUCUGCCUGUCCACUGAAGGCUGUCUGGGGAAUGUAGUGGAGGAGAGCUGUCCCUCGGGGAGCACUCAAUGCUAUAAUGGAGUCCUUGGGUUCAGGGGAGGAGGCAUCAGCACCAACCUGAGAGUCCAGGGAUGCAUGUUCCAAUCAGCCUGCAACCUGCUCAACGGGACCCGGGAAAUUGGGCCCAUGAAUGUGAGCGAGAGCUGUGAUCCCAAAGAUUUUCUGAACUGUCACCGAGGGACCAAAAUUCAGACUAGCAGUGACUUGGCUCAAAAACCCGUCGAGUGGAGCACAAGUGGUGUCCAGGCAUGUGGUUCUGGGCAAGUGUGUCAGGAGACGCUGCUGCUCAUAGACGUCGGGUCCCGAUCAACCCUGGUGGGAAGCAAAGGCUGCAGUGAGGCCGGGGCUCAGGAUUCCCAGGUGACCUCCAUACACUCGAGGCCCCCCGGGGUGCUGGUGGCCUCCUAUGCCCGCUUCUGCUCCUCCAACCUGUGCAAUGCAGCCAGCAGUAGCAGCGUCCUGCUGAACUCCCUCCCUCCUCCAGCUGCCUCCGUCCCAGGAAACCUGCAGUGUCCUGCCUGUGUGCAACCCUUAGGAACCUGCUCCCAAAACUCUCCCAUGGUUACAUGCCCCAAGGGCACCACUCAUUGUUAUGAUGGUAGCAUUGAUGUCAGGGGAGGUGGACUGACCACCACAAUGGGUGUUCAGGGCUGUGUGUCUUCCAGCUCUUUGUUGAACCACACCAAGACCAUCGGGAUCUUUUCCAUGCAUGAAAACAAUGUGGAAGUGCCUUCUCCCCCAGAUGGAGUUGCUUCAGCCCCUGCCCUCGCUUGGGUGGUUGUGCUGGGGCUAUCCCUAGCCCUUUGGUGUGGGGGUGGGUUUUGCCUUUCCUGCUGA